Messenger RNA from Colletotrichum higginsianum IMI 349063, 786 nucleotides. Its product is annotated as Essential for mitotic growth 1. The transcript has 3 exons. Gene Ontology annotation, cellular component: small-subunit processome; nucleolus. Lineage: Eukaryota; Fungi; Ascomycota; Sordariomycetes; Glomerellales; Glomerellaceae. Bases 1 to 786 code for a protein of 261 amino acids. Gene Ontology annotation, biological process: rRNA base methylation. Gene Ontology annotation, molecular function: rRNA binding; rRNA (pseudouridine) methyltransferase activity. The record is from RefSeq and is a predicted model, not a curated record.
AUGUCUUCCCCAGAGGCCCGUGCUGGUGUCAAGCGACCCCGCACCCAGUCGCUUCCGCCUCCGGCCCUCCCUCAGCUGGUCGCUGAGCAGCACACGCCCAUCCCUCCGACCGACAAGGACUCUCAGCGCCUCAUCGUCGUCCUGUCAAACGCCAGCCUGGAGACUUACAAGGCCUCCCACGGCGGCACUGGUCGCAAUGGCGUCCAGCGCGAGGAGAAGUACUCGCUGCUCAACAGUGACGAGCACAUUGGAGUCAUGCGCAAGAUGAACCGCGACAUAAGUGACGCGCGCCCGGAUAUCACUCACCAGUGCCUCCUUACCCUACUCGACUCACCCAUCAACAAGGCCGGCAAGCUCCAGAUCUACAUCCACACCGCCAAGGGUGUUUUGAUUGAGGUCUCGCCCUCGGUCCGUAUCCCGCGUACCUUCAAGCGUUUUGCCGGCCUUAUGGUCCAGCUGUUGCACCGCCUGUCUAUUCGCUCGACCAACUCGCAGGAGAAGCUUCUGCGCGUUAUACAAAACCCCAUCACUGACCACUUGCCGCCCAACUGUCGCAAGGUCACCCUCAGUUUCGAGGCGCCUCUGGUCCAUGUCAGGGAUUACAUCGACACACUCGGCCCCAAAGAAAGCGUCUGUGUCUUUGUGGGUGCCAUGGCUAAGGGCGCCGACACCUUUGCCGACGGCUUGGUGGACGAGAAGAUUUCGAUUAGCAACUACAGCUUAUCCGCCAGCGUUGCUUGUAGCAAAUUCUGCCAUGCUGCCGAGGACUCCUGGGACAUUCAGUAG